Rhizoctonia solani is the source of this 822-nucleotide messenger RNA. RefSeq lists its product as uncharacterized. The record is from RefSeq and is a predicted model, not a curated record. Bases 1 to 822 code for a protein of 273 amino acids. NCBI's taxonomy places the organism in Eukaryota, Fungi, Basidiomycota, Agaricomycetes, Cantharellales, Ceratobasidiaceae. The transcript has 2 exons.
AUGCCUUCACUCGACUUGUUGCCAGUACACUCGUCUCCCUCUGCUGAGAGCAAUGCUAUCUAUGAAGACUCGGCAAGCUCAGAGGGUCUUCCCACGCCAUUGGAUGUACCGUCGAGAAACCUGCACUUUAUGGACCACUCUGCCGACGCUCCACUUUCCAUCGACAUUCCAAAUAAAACCGUUCCGCCCCUCAUAGGCACUCCGUUCAUUACCGACUCUGCUUCACUAUUCGAGUACCCAUUCCCACCAUCCUCUUCACGGCCUCCGCUUUCCACUACAUCUUCUUCCUCAUCAGUCACGUCGAUCCCAGGCCCACCUGCAUCCGUAGCACUCGACAAGCACAUUCCACACGUCUUUGCACGUCUCAGCAACAGGGUUGGAUCUCCGGGACAUCGGCGGACAUCCAGCCACGGCGGACUAUCUCCAAUUCCAAUCCCACCCCGGCUUCGCAAACUUAGCGGCCGCAAAGUAGACGAAUCGACCCCGACGGAGCACGAUAUUCCGACGCCUCGCUUCGAUCCAUCGCCCUGCCCCGAUAACGAAUAUCCUAUUUCCAAGGGAUGUGCUACGGAAGCCUUGCCUAGUCGCGAUACCGUCGCUGUUGCUCAGGAUCGUUUGACUGAAACUUGCACCGACUCCACGUCCGCGAUCGGGCUCGUAUUACCAUCAACUGCGGGCGCGUGUGCAGAGACGAUCCCGAUUUCUGGCCGGCGCCGAAGUAUGCCGGCUGUGCUGUCCGAUCCGAACCAGGACGACACCGGCUACGCCCCCUCGUGCUCAAACCGGGGAAACACAGAGCGAAACGUCCGGCUGGGAUUCUAA